Molecule: messenger RNA, 5070 nt
Organism: Amphiprion ocellaris (clown anemonefish)
Lineage: Eukaryota; Metazoa; Chordata; Actinopteri; Pomacentridae
Gene: pom121
Product: POM121 transmembrane nucleoporin
Exons: 13
Coding region: 46-3612 (1188 amino acids)
Biological process (GO): protein import into nucleus; RNA export from nucleus
Cellular component (GO): nuclear pore
Molecular function (GO): structural constituent of nuclear pore
Source: RefSeq, a predicted model, not a curated record
GAGCAGCAUGAUGGGAUAUGAGUCCUCCGGCGGCGCGCUGCCGCCAUGUCACCGAGAGAGAAACACUUAGCGCUGCUGUCCGCUGUGGGCCUGGUUACUCUCGCUUUUUACUGUAGUCCUACUUUCCUCUACGCGACUUUAAUUCUUGCCGUUUGUUGUUUUGCUUGUUACUAUCACAGCGGAGAAGCGCUUCCCGCCAGGCUAGGCCCCAAUCCUCGGGGUGGACUGAGCGUCGUCGGCGGGCUCCGACGCUGGCUGUGGGGUUGGGGGGAGACCGGCGUGUCGGUGGGCGCCCGUGGGAGGACGAGGAGCGGCAGCAGAGCCGAGCUCCGGGAGACGGAGGGACACUUUAGACAAAGGCUCGGUGAAACCGGGAUUUACCGCAGGGAAGGUUUGGGGAGUGACUCGUUUCUCUUCAGCCCCCGGGAUUUCCUCAUGGGGAGCUACAUCGGGAAGACCGAGAGCCCGACCGGGAGGCCGAGAGCCGUUAGGAACCCCCGAGAGCAGCUGCGGGAGAAGCUUUCCAGACCCAACCAUGCCGUCUACACCCCCAACAGGAGGCUCUCUUUCGCUGGGGAGCCGCUGGGCACGGCGGGCAGGUUCACCAUCACCCCCCAGCGUCACUACCCCCUGCAGCAGCCGGGUGUGUCGCCGGUGGGAGUCCUGCCUCCCGUCAGAUGGGACGGCUUCAGAAAGAAAAGCGUCCUCAGUCCUCGUAACUCACCGGCAGCCCUCAGCCCCGUCACCGUGAAGAUCGCCAGACCCGACCACAGCAGCCCCAGUUUGGAUCAUCUGAGUUGGGCGGGACUGUCCAGGGCCCCUGCAGACCCCUGCUCCAGAGAAAACGUCCUCAGGGUGUUGAAGGAAAGCCGCAAGAGAGAAGUGGAGGACGAGGACAGGAGCUUCAUAGCAGAGCAGAAAAGCAAAAGAAGGCGUAACGACAGCGGUGGAAGUGCACAUUCUGCGUUUGAGCCUCUGUUGCCCAACGGAACGCCGUCACAGCUGGUUCCUAAGCCAGGAAGCCUGAAACGAGGGAUGACGUCAGUGACGGAGGAGUCCAUCAUGAAGAGGUCUCGUACCUCCUCCAUCAGCUCCGCCAGUGGAGUCCACGCCCCCAGAGGAACCCCGGGUACCAGGAGGAACGCCAUCCAGAGCUCCUACAGCUCUACACUCGGCCUCAGCCAGUGGAAGAAACCGUCGGCUCCCAGCUCCCCUCUGUCCAGCCCCGGAUCAUCUCGCUCUCAGACUCCAGAAGGAGCCUCCAAAAGACCCAGAGAGGAUGAUGGACAGUCUCCCAGCUCAGCAUCCUCAGUGAGGUCGGAGCAGACGGCCUCCGACAAGCCUCCUGUUACUUCCAAACUGACUCCGGUUCCCAACGUCCCAGUCCCUACCUCAACAGACUCUGCUGGUAGUGGUGGGAAGAGGAAACGGAAGAUCCAGCUGGUGUCCAGUCACCGAGAUGAUCACAUCUCUCUGCCUCCACCUCCUGAGCUGGGAUACACAAUCACUGUGAAAGACCUGGAUGAAGAGAAAAAGGCUGCCAUCAGUAAAAUCCAGAAGGUCCUGGAGACGCCUGCUCCAGAGCCAAAAAAGUCUGCGUCUCCUCCGGUCACCACUUCCUCCCAGCCAGCCUCCUCGACCAGCUCCACCACCACCACCACCCUGAGCAGCCUCCUGGCAGCUCCUCUGCCCACAGCUUCCAGCGCUGCCAUCCCAGUCAUCAACCUGGACCCCAGUCCAGGCAGCAGCGUCAGCACAGCACCAGCGGCCUCCAGCCCGCUGCUGGAGGCUCUGAAGAUGAAGACCGUUACUCCUGCUAGCUCCACACCCACUGACAGCACAGCUACAGUGUCUGCAUCGACCACACCUGUCCAACCCAGCAGCUUAAACCUGAAGACAUCAACUCCAGCGGAUGUUCUCCAGCCUCCUCCUCCCUACCAGCCUCAGUCCUCCUCUGCUGGUGUGGAGCAGCCCUCAGCCUUUACUCAGGUGUUGGCUCAGGUGUCCAAGGCUCCCGGCAGCAGCCCACCUGUAGCAGGACCCGGCCUGUUUGGGUUGACCAGCCAGAGCAGCACCCUCUCUUCUUCAGCAGCCUCCAACCCCGUCACUGCUACUGCCGCUCCGGCCAGCAGCUCUGCGUCCGUCAGCACCACCAACCCUCUGCUGGCGUCAGGUUUCAAGCCCAUCUUUGCCGUCACCUCUACCCCCACAGCCACAACGGCUUCAGAAAGCAAACCUCCUGUACAGAGUUUCAAGCCCAUCUUUGGAGAGGCCACUUCUUCUGCUGGCUUCACGCAGCCUGCUUCCCUCACCACCACCAACCCGGCCUUGACGGUUUCAUCAAGCAGUACAUCUUCAAUAUUUGGAGGGUUGGCCAGCAGCACCACGGUCGCUCCUUCUGUUUUUCCUGGUAUGACCAUGACCAACACCCCCACAGCGUCCACAGGCUCCAUCACCAGCACCCAGCCUGCAGCCCCACCUGCUGUCAAAUCCCUGUUUGGAAACUGGUCCGCACCAUCAACAGCAACCAGCACCAGCUCCACGGCCUCAGUGCAGGUCAAUACAGGAAGCACAUUUCAGUUUGGAGCUGCUGCUACCACUACAGCAGCUCCAGCAGCAGCUCCAGCAGCAGCUCCAGCAGCAGCUCCAGCAGCAGCUCCAGCAGCAGCUCCAGCAGCAGCUCCAGCAGCAGCUCCAGCAGCAGCUCCAGCCCCGUCUGCUGCCACCACCGCCUCCAGUAAAGGCACCUUCACAUUUGGCGCCACUCAGUCGGAUCCUCCAGCUGCCAGCCAGAAGGUGUUUUCUUUUGGCCAGACUGCACCCAACCAGAACACAACCACUGCUUCGUUUGGAGGCUUCGCCAUGGCCAGCACCUCCUCCACCACUGCUGCCACCACCACCCAGUCCACCUUCGCCUUUGGAAAGUCAGCGUUUGAGGCCCCAGCUGCUCCGUCAACCUUCGGUUCCUCAGCAGCGCCGCCAAAACCUUUCACCUUUGGAGGCGGCGGGGCCUCGGCCACACCUGCCUCCAACCCCGCCCCAGCCCCGUUCACUUUUGGGGCAACUGCUGCCACCACAGCGAGCACCUUUGGGACCCCAGCUAAACCAGCGUUCGGAGCCAGCUCUACUGGUUUUGCUUUCGGCGGCACCGCGGCUCCCUCAGCCGCACCGUCGGCUGUACCGAGCUUCGGUGCGGCGACCCAGACUCAGAGCUCUGCCUCGGCCACCUUCACGUUCGGCAGCGCUGCUCCUCAGCCGGCCCCCUCCGGCCCCGCUCAGCCGGCAACCGGUGGGUUUAACUUCGGUGCUGGUAUGUCUUGUCCCCAGUUUGGAGCACCGGUUUCCAGUAGUCCUGCACCACAGAUGGGAAGCUUCAACUUUGGGGCUGCUGCUACUGACAAACCAGCUUUUGGGACGUCAACUCCAUCCUUUGGCCAGAGUGCUGCUGCAGGUCCAAUUCCUUUUGGAAGUCCUGGAACUCCAGUCCAAGGCUUCAACGCUGUUCCAUUUGGGUCUCCAGCUACUCCCUCCUUCUCCAUCGGGGCCGGAUCGAAGCCCUCUGGAGCUCGUCAGAGGCUGCAGGCUCGGAGGCAGCACAACAGGAAGAAGUAACCGGCUGCACGAGUCCCAGCGUCGCUUUUGGAGGACUUGAGCUGUUGCUGCUAAGGCUAAUCUGGCUAACAUCGCUCUGUUCUAAGCCCAACAUCCCCCCAAUCAGGCCGCUGCCUCUGUUUCCUUCCCCUCCUCCAGCAGGUGGCGCCUGCAGAGGAGUUAGAAAGAGCACACCGACUGGCUGAGUUCACGCUGCUGGACGACCCGCGGCCCGGCGAGGGAACGUAGCAGCGAGGAUGGAGGAUCUAUAGCGAUGUACUAUACUUGAAGAGAAAAGACAAUUGAAUAGUUUGAUUCUGAACAAAAGCAUAUCCAAAGUUCUUUUUCCUUUUCCAGUACGCGGACACUCCCAUUGGUUUGUCUUAAGGAGAAAGCCGAGUCGGGCAAAAGGACAUGGAGCCUCGGCUCACAUUUAUUUUUUUACGUGAAGCGCUCACUGGUUUGUACGUUAUCGAGUAUUUGAGUACAUUCUCUGAAUAGGGUGAAAAACGCACAGUUGAUUCAGACAAGGUACACAACACUGCAGUGUAAAUGUAAAGUUAUGAGAUGUUUGCAGUUAAAUUAUUUUUUUAAAUUGGCUCUCUGACCCUGGAAAUGAAUGACGUGUUUCUGCACUUAAAGGGCGACUCAGCAAAUGUCUUAAUGUGGUUUGUGCAGACCUGCGUGUUCUCCUUUCAUAAUCUUUGUCAUUACAAGCAUUCCCAGAGUCCUCCUGUGGAUGGCCUUUCUGUUGUUUUUUUCAUAGUGAUUGCCAAUACUGGUCAGUAUGCCAUUAGGAUGACUACUCUCGACUUGUGCUGACAAACCAAAGCCAACUCAUCGACUUCAUGCCUGUGAAAAGAAUCUGUGAUCUCUUAUCUUUAAACCCUGAGAUGUGUGUGUUUGUACCAGACUACCUCUCUUUACUCCCAGGCACUGAAUCCUUGUUAGUUCACUGAAAAAAAACAAACAGAUCUGACAGAAUCAACUCAAUUUCACCUUCAGCUACUGUUAAUGCAGAUGUACCCGAAUGAAUAGUGUGUUUUUUGUUUUGUUUUAAAGUAUCUGCACAGAAACACAUUAUCCCCACCUCUAAACUAGAUCACUGUUACAAUAGAUGACUCCACAUUCAUACCAGAUGUACUAAAAAUACAGUCUUUUGAACUGGGACCCGUAUCUGCUUGGUAAUUACAGAAGUUGUCAUGGCGAUGCAGAGAUUUUUGUUUUUAUGGCGAUGCAGAGAUUUUUGUUUUUAUGUCUCUUAUUUGCACCAUAAUUGCAGUUUGUUUUUUUGGUCAAGCAAACACGAUCAGUUGAUGUCAGCUAUUUUCUGAAAAUAAAUUCUGUUCUUAGUAAUAAUCACCUCUUUCUUGUGAAAAGUGAGCAGUAUCUGAUGCAGUUUUUGAUGGUCAACUUUUAAUUAAUAAAAACUGAGUUUUGGCUGUGGAUGUUCCAACAAGAACACAGUGAAAUCUGCAA